AAUCGAUGGAACAGGAACUGUCACAUUCAAAACAAGGUCAAAAGUUCGAGAACCUCUUUACAUGCUGGAUUCUUAAGCGAGAAGAUUCGAUUUCCAUUUGGCGAACGGAGUUGUCAACGCUCGCAGAAGAAUAAUCCAAGACCACUGACCAAAAUACUUCUAGUCAUCCGGUGACUCGGUACCGUCAGGUGGGAAAGAUUCAAGGAAGGGAGACCUCUAGAGCAAGAGAGAGAGAGAGAGAGAGAGAGAGAGAGAAAGAGAGACAAAGAUCGGAGGAACAAAACGGUAAUCCCGGGUGGCAAAGUCACCGCAAGCGUCGAUCAUCAGUUACCGAAACGUACGCGUCGCAGAGAGACAUCCCCGAGAUGCGUGUCCUCGCGCUCGUAAACGUCUUCGCCACGUUCCUGAUGACAUGGGGCUGCGCCCAUAUAAUCGCCUGGAGGGAGAUGCGACGGGAAGGACCGAUUCGCGAUGCUAUCGAGAGCGGCGCAGCCGCCGAGUACAACAAGGACGAUUGCGUCUGGAGGCGAGGAAACGACCGGGACGUCUGUCCCGAUCCGGAUGUACAUAUGUAUCUUUAUACGCCGGGCCAGCCACGACGGAUUCUAGAUCCCUCGGAGCAGUCCGACUGGCUGCGUCAGGAUUACGAGCCCGUCAAAGAUAAUGUGAUCCUCAUUCACGGAUACGCAGGUGGUGACAAUACGUUGCCGAUCGCGAUUUUGCGCGACGCUUACUUGAGAAAUGGCAGCUACAAUGUGUUCCUAGUUGACUGGGGUGCGUUAUGCGAACGACCGUGUUAUCCGGCCGCAGUGGCAAAUAUACGACCGGUAGCGAAGUGUCUCGCCGGCACUCUGACGAUCUUGAGAAACCUUGGCCUGCAGAUCGCGAGGACCACCUGCAUCGGGCAUUCCUUAGGCGCUCACAUCUGCGGCAUCAUGGCCAAUUACCUGCUCUUCAGGAUGUACAGGAUAAUCGGCUUGGAUUCCGCCCGUCCGCUUGUCCGGCCAGGUUUGAUGAAUCGUUUGGACGCCGGUGACGCCGAUUUCGUCGAGGUGAUACACACCAACGCCGGAUAUUACGGCGAGGUCGGCCGCGUCGGCCACGUGGACUUUUGCGUCAACGGCGGCAAGGUGCAACCCUUCUGCCAGGACAGGGAGAUGUUCCAUCUGUGCAGUCACGUGUGGUCCGUUUGCUUCAUGGCGCAGAGCAUAGACGACGAUGGCGCGAACAUGAUGGCCGAGUCCUGCUCCAGGAGGUGUCCCUCGGGUCCGAGGAUCGCCGCCAGGACGGGCGAAUACGUGGCGAUGGGUCAACAUACCCCAGUCAACACCAGAGGAUCCUUUUGCUUCAGCGAAGUCAAUCCGCCGUAUUGUCCGAAAUAUUUGAAGGGUCGCGGCGACGAGAGAUGCUGCGUACCGGAAUUGACGAAUAAUGAAGAAAUAGAAGAGAAUAGCGUAAAGUAUGGUAACACGACGAAGCGUUCUUUUAUGAAACAGUUGAAUUUUGAGCUUGACUUAAGGCAAGGCGUGCAAAUUAAGAAAAAUUAUUAUUAAGUUAUAAUAUAAUAAUAUAAUUAAAAUUAUAAUAUUAUUCAUUAGAUAUUAAAUUUGUUUGUUGACACAUAAAUUAAAUUGUUAAUGUAUAUAUGUAGAAUCAUAUAGCGUCUCUCUCUCUUUCUUUCUCUUUCUUUUUCUUUCACAAAAUAAAUCUCUUAAAUUAUGUAUAAAUUAGUAUAAAAUCAUCUUUUUACAUCUACUUAUAUAAAAAACUAUAUAUAUACAUAAGACGAUUGAUAUAAAAGAGACAAAAUUUUUUAUAUAUAUUAUUUAGAAGAGACAUCUAUACAUAUCUAUUUUUUUAUAUUUGUUUUGUGCAAAAUAAUAUCUUAUAUAUGAUUUGUGAGUAGAUAUAUGAUUGAUGAGUGAGUGAGAACUUAUAUACGUGCUUACGUAAAUUAAGAUCUUACGGUACCGGGUGGCGUGCACCACAAAAUGAUUUACUGGAAUGCCGGAGUCACCGAUUACGUAUUCAGAUUACGUAGUGCGCCGGAAAAAUCUUAGGUUUGUAAUAUAUCCGGCGAUCCAUACCGUUAUACGCUCCACUAACAUAAACGUCAACGAACAGAAUCAUGACAAUAAUAAACGAUCGAUCGAGCUAUAUUUUGCAUACUAUUGGAAUUCUCUUAAGCGGAAUUUUUACGUCUAUCUUAUUGAAAUUUUCUUGCAAGUUUAAUUAAUUGGGAGCUAUCAAAGUAUCCUUAUUUUCAAAAUGAAUUUAAAUAUUAAAAUAUUUCAUGUAUUAAAAAUGCUAUUAUAUAUAUAUAUUUCUGUGCAUAUACUUGGCCUCGUUGUCAUUCAGGCGGCGACACUCAAAUAAGCAGGUAGAAAUAUAAAUCACUCCGUGUAUCAUCGUAUAUUAUCACUUGAAACGUGAUUAUUUUCUACAAUUGCGAUUAACGUAAUUUAUCUAUUAUUUUCGGAUUAAAAGCACGCAGUAAUGCAUGAGUCAUCUAAUCGGCUGAAUACAGUUUAAUGAAAAGUAAUAAAUAAUCAAUCGUUUACUAUAAUGAUUAAUUCUAACUAUAAUGAUUUAAGAAUCAAAAUAUUCCGCAGACAUUUAUCUUGAAAUAUAUAAAAUAUUAUAUGACAGCUGUGAGAAUAAACUAUACACUAUAUAGCGCGUUAUUGUUUAUAUUUCUACGUUGCCUUGUUA
This is a messenger RNA of Cataglyphis hispanica, 2712 nucleotides long. Its product is annotated as phospholipase A1 member A-like. Gene Ontology annotation, molecular function: lipase activity. The record is from RefSeq and is a predicted model, not a curated record. NCBI's taxonomy places the organism in Eukaryota, Metazoa, Arthropoda, Insecta, Hymenoptera, Formicidae. The transcript has 3 exons. Bases 366 to 1553 code for a protein of 395 amino acids. Gene Ontology annotation, biological process: lipid metabolic process.